Molecule: messenger RNA, 1499 nt
Organism: Thalassophryne amazonica
Lineage: Eukaryota; Metazoa; Chordata; Actinopteri; Batrachoidiformes; Batrachoididae
Exons: 10
Coding region: 546-1232 (228 amino acids)
Source: RefSeq, a predicted model, not a curated record
AACCCCAUGAAAUAGAACUUUCUUGUCUUAGCCAUUGUUGUAACUUUGUUGUUUAUAUCUCAGUUAUUACUGAAGAAAUUUUCAGUUUGCAGUCAUGUAUUUCAGACAAAAGGGAGAUUAUCCAGCCUGACCGUGGGCCUUUGCUCAGUAUCCCGCGGGAGCCAAGUGCCACAGGCUUGGGAUCUGCAACUCCACAGUCAUCUAAACCCUAUAACUGUCAGGCUCAAAGAGUUCCCAUUAGAAAAAAUCCCGCAGAGGCGACUGGACCAGUAGGGUCAGUGAAGUCGGUACAGUUUUCUCCAGACUCUGCCGCACUGCACAGCAUUCUUCAGAAUGAGGGGGUGAAGACUGAAGGGCAACUGGGUGCCACACCUCGAACAUCAGUCUGUCCAUCAGGCAGAAGUACUUCAGUCUGCAAAGCUCAAAGAGUACCUGUUAGAAAAAAUCCUGUAAACCCGAGCGAAGGGGCCGUUGCAGUAGCACUCAAACAUACGCCGUCACAGAAAUGGACUCCACAGAGAGUCCCAAACACCAGACAUCAGCCUAUGUCCUCCAUGAAAUGGAAUCUGUCCACACAAAAGACGCCCUUUAUCAGCACAUCUGGGCUGAGAAGCUUCAGAACAAAUCUUCAACUGCACAAGGAGGAGGUUGUCCAGAGAUUAUUCAAAGAUCAAGAAGAAGAGAAGAGUGUGGAUGUGAGCGAUAAAAAAGCUGGGACAAAUGCAGAGCAGCUUCCACUUCAAGCCUCCACGAUUAAAGCUUGCUGUAACAAAGUUGGCAGGACCAGUGAGGAUGAGGAGGAGAUGACUGCCAGCCAACAGCCGUUCUUCCAGGCUCCCGAAAGAGAAUCUGUCAUUUUUUUCUCAUCAAGCAAAAAGCUGUUUAGAGUCCCACAGUGUGAGAAGCAGGAGAACUCAGAGCAGCAACAGAGACAUAAAGAGAUACUGUCUGGGUCAGUGCUGCAAAUCAGGUCAUCUGUUCAAAGCCUACACAGAGACCCAGGUGUUCAAAAAACUUGUGGGCUGAGCCCUGUAGCGGCGAUGUUACGUCUGCGUUUUCCUCCUCUCGAGGAGCUGAGGAUGGAUGAAGAAGUGGCCACCUACACUGCCGUGUCUGUCUCAACGACACUUGGGUUUCUCCCCACACAGCCUCGGUGUGGAAAUCCACUGGCCUCCAUCCUGCUCUUUAAAGAGUCCAGUAUGUUUGUCCCAAUUGAAUCAUCUGACCUUUGAAGGAGAGUCCUGUUGAAUAAUGCAUUUCCUUCUCCCACAGGCACGUUUGUCAGUUAUGUAGACGCACAUCAAUUAGAAACAAUGUUUUAUGACAGUAAUCAAGCUAUGUUCAUGUGGAAAAUAGAUGUUUAAAACCUCUGUUACCAGAAUGCUUGUACCUUUAUUUUCACUGUUUGAAGUAAAACUAGAAACUUUUUGUCUGCUUUAGAAAUGAUGUCUUACUAAAUAGUAUUUUACAGUCAGCAUAAUAAAUUUUUAUAUUGGUUA